Molecule: messenger RNA, 565 nt
Organism: Microcebus murinus (gray mouse lemur)
Lineage: Eukaryota; Metazoa; Chordata; Mammalia; Primates; Cheirogaleidae
Source: RefSeq, a predicted model, not a curated record
GAUUUGGCCCUGGGGGUGGUAUGUGGUCCUGUGAGAACAGACUGCCUGGCAAGGGCAGGCCUGAUUCUUGGAAGGUUCUGGAGAAAGUACCUGUGAGCGGGUGAGGGUCGGGAGGGGGACAGGGGAGUGGCUCCCUGGGGAAUGGGGCUGCAGGGGUGCCCUGGAGAGCCCCUGCCCACUGGACGACAUCGGCACCAGGGAGGUUGCUGUCCAGGCACUGUGUGACCAGCAGCUUCUCCCCGACUGUAGGUGUCAACACGUGUGACAUCAUCACCCUCUACAUCUCUGCCAUCAAGGCCUUGCGAGUGCUAGACCCCUCCAUGGUCAUUCUGGAAGUGGCCUGUGAGCCCAUCCGCCGCUACCUAAGGACGCGGGAGGACACGGUGCGGCAGAUUGUGGCUGGGCUGACAGGGGACUCGGAUGGGACCGGGGACCUGGCUGUCGAGCUGUCCAAGACGGACCCAGCAAGCCUGGAGACCGGCCAGGACAGCGAGGACGACACGGGCGAGCCUGAGGACUGGGUGCCCGACCCUGUGGAUGCCGACCCAGGGAAGUCGAGCUCUAA